Aspergillus heteromorphus CBS 117.55 is the source of this 252-nucleotide messenger RNA. RefSeq lists its product as uncharacterized. The annotation marks the transcript as partial. The transcript has a single exon. The record is from RefSeq and is a predicted model, not a curated record. Lineage: Eukaryota; Fungi; Ascomycota; Eurotiomycetes; Eurotiales; Aspergillaceae.
GCGAUCGAUCGGUGAGUGACGAGGACUCCUCGAUCCAUCAGAAGGGAUACCCGGUGGUGGUCCCUGCGCAAAGAAAUGAAUCCCUUGUCAUGUCUAUCCUAGUCUCUGUUCAGCAAAAAAAUCAAAAGACAAAGAAGAAAAAGGAAAAAGAAUCAACGGGAGCCCCACUACUUCAAAUCAUCCUUUUCCUACCUUUUCUUACGUGGUAUGCUCCAGCAAAGUCUACUUCCACACGUCCGUUUUUACAUUUCG